This is a messenger RNA of Eurypyga helias (sunbittern), 623 nucleotides long. Its product is annotated as LIM domain-binding protein 2-like. Gene Ontology annotation, molecular function: LIM domain binding. The annotation marks the transcript as partial. Gene Ontology annotation, cellular component: nucleus; transcription regulator complex. Gene Ontology annotation, biological process: negative regulation of transcription by RNA polymerase II; nervous system development; positive regulation of transcription by RNA polymerase II. The transcript is spliced from 5 exons. The record is from RefSeq and is a predicted model, not a curated record. NCBI's taxonomy places the organism in Eukaryota, Metazoa, Chordata, Aves, Eurypygiformes, Eurypygidae.
CAAUUGGAAGGACCCUCAUUCCUCGUUAUUUUAGCACUGUCUUUGAAGGAGGUGUAACAGACCUGUAUUACAUUCUCAAGCACUCAAAAGAGUCAUACCACAACUCAUCCAUCACAGUGGACUGUGAUCAAUGCACCAUGGUCACUCAGCAUGGAAAACCCAUGUUUACGAAGGUAUGCACAGAAGGACGUCUUAUCUUGGAGUUUACUUUUGAUGAUCUUAUGAGAAUAAAAACAUGGCACUUUACUAUUAGACAGUACAGAGAAUUAGUCCCACGCAGCAUUCUAGCCAUGCAUGCACAAGACCCUCAGGUGCUGGAGCAGCUGUCCAAAAACAUCACUCGAAUGGGUCUGACAAACUUCACCCUCAACUACCUCAGGGUACCAGUAACUGAAACUUCUGCUUCUCCAGACAAAACUAGUGACCACGGGAAGAUAGAGUUCUCAAAACUUGCUGCUUUUGGUGGCCUUUGGGACCCGUUGGCUGCCAGGCACUGCCUGACCAGCGUUAAAGAAACUGGCUGGUGGUCGCGUCGGUCUGAGCACCUGAGCGGUGCCAGGCUCGAGUCCCGCUGGCUGCAGGUUAAAACGCCGAAGGCACCGAGAGCCGAGCGGGAGCACGAA